Linum trigynum is the source of this 4637-nucleotide messenger RNA. NCBI's taxonomy places the organism in Eukaryota, Viridiplantae, Streptophyta, Magnoliopsida, Malpighiales, Linaceae. The record is from the annotation of a GenBank genome assembly.
UGAGAUGUCGGGUACGUAGGCGGCCUACGGGUCCAAGUCCACUAAUAAAUAAAACCCUUUUCUCCCUAAAAUUAACAAAAACGUAUAUUAAUUCUUCCAACGUAAUUACAUGUUGAUGAACAUGUAAUAUAUGUAAAAAAAAUGACAUCACAUAUUCGAUGUAAAUCCAAAUAAUUUCAAACAAGCAAUUAUCAAUUAAGAAGACAAAUCAAACUUAUAGUACCGACUUAGGGCGAUGUAAGGGUGCUAAUACCUUCCUUACUCGUAACCGACCCCCGAACCCAUAAAUCUAUUUCGCAGACCGCGCCGAGCCUAAAUCGUAACCGAUUUAUGCUUGACUUCCCAAGUGUCCAAUCCACUUUGAGAGAUUGGUGGCGACUCCUCUUUUUCGCGCCGCGUCGCGGACGAACCGUUUGCGACAGAUACGUUAGGCAAGAUAUAGAUUAGCAACUUCUGGAGAUUCACCUUUUGUCAGUACAAGAAUACCUAUAUAUAGUGGCUAAUUGUCGAGGCAAGUAUUGUAUUUGCCUCUAGAAGUAUACUAUAUUCAACGGAUAUACAAUUUGCCUCAAUAGGUUCUAUUAUGUUCCCCUAAAGGUAGUAGAUAUACUACUAAUAUAUAAUUUGCCUCUAUAGUUUUUUUAUAGACUCUAUAGUUAUAAAAUUAUGCAACUCCCAAUUAUUUGUAGCCACGAAUAAUCUUUUUGCCUCAAUAGAUGGUUAGUAUUUGUUGCUAUAGCUAAUAUAUCACUUAAAUAUUCAUAUAAAUCACUUUAAAAAGACUAGCUGCGCAAGUUUAUAAUAACUCUUGGGGAGAUAAAAAGGAAAGGUUGUAGUUUUUUUUUAAAAAGGAAGGUUGUAAUCAUAAGAAGAAAAGGAAAGGUUGGGAUAUGAAGAUUUUUGACAUCCCAAAUCCCUCUUUCCUCUCCCUUCACACUACGUCCGUCCAUCUCUACUCUCCGCUUCCUUCUCCCACUGUCGAUACCCAUCAAUCAUCAUCCUCUUUCACUCUCUUCAAACCCAUAUCCAUCUUCCAACUAUCUCAUGAAAGAACAAUCGGCAGCACCCUCUUGCUUCCAUCGCCGCCGUCGAGUUGGGUAAUCAUAGUCGCCGUCGAGCGGCACCGCCGAUCCAGACUCAAUAAAAACAUCGAGAUCGAAUCCGUCAUUUUCAGGCUACUUCAAUCGAUCUCCCUGCCACAUAUUCCUCGUCUUUCGUGCUAACAUCAUGCCGAAUUGAAGAAGAAAAGUACUCUCUCAGUUCGCAAUCGCCAGAUUUGCAAGAGUUCGAUCGCGCAAUCCCCAGAUCAGUUACCCCUUAAGGUAUCAGGUUAUUGUUUGAGUAGAUCUGUGAUUUUUGGUAAACAUAUUUACCCUUGACAGUGUUCGCAUUUUGUGGAACUGAUUUCAAUAUUCAUUUGACUUUUUUGGUGCAGGUUGAAGUGGAGAGCAGCUGAUAGUUUGACGAAGCCAGUUGAGGUUGGUUCAACAAAUAGUGUUCUUGCAUUGGCAAUAAUCGAUUCUAUGUGUUUCAGAAUGUACUGCUAGUUAUUCAUCGGGGGGAAAAUCAUGUACUCUGAUUCCCCUUGGGAAUUUCAUGAUUCCAAAUGAAUAAAAUCUUCAUUUCUAAUAAUUAAUUUUAUAAAUAAUGUACCUAAAUUGAAAAUAAGUUUCAAUGUAGAAUAUUAUUUGCCUCUACAAACACAAACAGAGGCAGAUUUUUAUGCCUCAUAAACUCUAUUUUUAGAAACAAAAAUGUUUGUCGCUAAAAUGCAUUUUAGAGACAAAAUUUUGUGGCCAUAAAAUUGGUAUCUGCGGCUCAAAUGUUAGUCGUUAUAUCUCUAAUUAGAAGCAUAUAUUAUUUGCCACUAUAUUUGCCUCUAUAGGACUAUAGCCACUGGAGUAUUAGAGGCAAAAGUAUCAUCUGCCUCUAGAUACAUAUAGAGGCAAAUAAGUUAAUUAUAGAGGCAAAUUUUCUUAACCACUAUAAAUGAGUUUUCUUGUAGUGUGUCCUGAGCUACUUCAGAAUUCCUCCAGACACUACUUGAUUGUCCUUAUCUGACUUAGCCCAGCUUCAGCAAACAACAUGAGAUCAUCUGCAAAAAAGAGGUGUGAGAGCUUUGGAGCACCGGGAGAAAAAGUCAGAGGUUUCCAUCUUUUCUCCUCGAUGGCCUGGUCAAUUUUAUGAGACAAGCGUUCCAUACUAAGAACAAAGAGGUAGGGUGAGAGGGAGUCAACCAUUGCAUCGAUUUAGGCAUUUAGCUAUUGCAGUAUGAUCAGAUGGGUAUAAGCCAACCACUGCAUCUGUUCGACAAUAAAUGGUUUCAGUUUUGAUUGGUUAUAAAAACCAAUCUGACUAGGUACAAAAAAUAUAAUCAAAUCAAAUUAAUUCCAACAAAAAAACCAAAGCAAGUAACAAUAAAGGCAUUAUGGUCCAUCUCCUUAGGCUACUUUUAGUAGCCCAAGUGGACUUCUUAAGUUAAAUAAUCAAUUUCAAUUCCACAUUUCAUCAAUAUGGCACAAGUGAACUACUUUGACUUGGCUAUUUUAAGUAUUUUUCCUGCAUUUCUAUUCACACCACAAAAAAAAAAACAAUAUGCGGGACCAAAUUAACGGAUGGGGUCGAAGUUAUGUGGUUACAUUUAAAACAUGUAGUUGAGUUCUAAUAGGGUAGUUAUCCUAAAUGGUCACAAAACUAUUCACUUUGUACAAAACGGUCACAAACCUUUAUUUUUGUACGUUUUAGUAACAUAUGUUUGGACUAAUAACAAAAAGGUAAUUCCGUCCAUCUCCAUCCAAAUUUCUGUUAGUUUGGUCCAGUCAGUUAUCCCGUCAACAUCCACAUCAUCGAAAUAACUAAUAAAAAAUAAAAUAAAAUCAAUUAAACCCUAACCAAGCCACCACCCCAAUCCAACCCAACCCAUUCUUCCAUACCUCCUUUCCCUCUCUGCAACCAUCUCGCACCACCCAUCUGCAGAAAAACUUCCGCCCAUCCGUUGGUUGUUGGCGGCUGAUGUAUUCUUCCGCCAAUCCACCUCGAAUACAUUUACUGCCGGCUGCGACGGAGUCCGGAUCGGAGGAGGCGACCGCCGGAGGGAGAAUCAGAAAACGACUGACUUGGACGAAGGAGAAGGAAGCGGUAUCGCUGGCGGCAUUGUGGAGGAACAGAUACUGGGUACUUAUUACUGAGGCAUGGGAAAAGUAUUCCAAAAGGAAUCAUCGUCCACCAUGGUUACUUCUGUUCCUUUCCCCCACUUUCCCUGUGGUUCCACCAAUUAUAAAGAUUUAAUCUUUAUAGUAUUUACUAGCAACCCGGUAAGGAUUUCUUGUUCUAGACUAUGCAUUUCGAUUACCAGUUUCUGGGGUUCUGUGAUCGACACAAAAGUAUUCCACACAUCAAGGGCUUUUGUUAGUCGCUCAACAAAAUGAAGGACAGUUCCUUCGAGCUGACCCUUGGAAGCAAAAGGAAAACAAGCGCAAUACCUAGCAAGCAAGAAAUUAGAUGAAGACUCCCCUGAGAUCAAUGAAUCCAGGUCAUGUUCGGUGGAAAGCGAAAUUCUAGUUAUCGAGAAGACUAACAGACCACGCCAUAGAUAGAUAGGUGCCUUGGAGCUGGGGUGAUGCGUGGCAUAUAAAAACUUCCAAGCUCGAUUCAAUCCUUGGCCAGGGGUCUUUAACUUUGAUUUGGGAAAACUUCAAUGGGGCUCUCCGCUUUUAUACAGGGGAGGGAGAAGAGAUAGAGAUGAAGGGGUUGGGUUGGGUCGAGUUGGGGUGGUGGGUUGGUUGGUUAGGUUUUAAUUGGUUUUAUUUUAUUUUUUAUUAAUUAUUUUGAUGAUGUGGAUGCUGACGGGACAAUUGACUAGACCAAAUUAACAGAAUUUUGGAUGGAGAUGGACGGAAUUACCUUUUUGUUAUUAGUCCAAACAUAUGUUACUGAAAUGUGCAAAAUUAAAGGUUUGUUACCGUUUUGUACAAAGUGAAUAGUUUUGUAACCAUUUAUGAUAACUACCCAGUUCUAAUAACACUGGAAAAUACACUUCUCGGCGUCCAUGACCGCUUGAUUCUCUGACGUUCUAGCAAAAUACAUUUCCCCGCUGCACCCGUUUCUCGUGGAAUAAGUUGGGAUUCCGCUGUUGGUGGAGACCAUAAGAGCAACUUUGCCUCUCCCCAACUGUUCUCUAGUAACAAUAGAGGAAGACCUGGUUGGAGCCACCAAUCACAAACGAUGGACGAAGGUGAAAAGGGGUAGAGGCGUGUGAUUGGAGGAAGGAGAAGGGGCUGGGGCAAAUUGGAGGUGGAUGACCAUUUCGCUUUAUUUUACUUAUCUUUUAUUUUUUGUGUUUUUUAAUCAAUUCCACGCGACAAUAUUUUAUAUUAAGUGACACAAAAUCAGCAAAAACGUAAGUCUUGUCAUCAUUUAAAAGAACUUCAUGCAAUUGUUUAUUAUUGUCACAAAAUCGAUAGUAAGCCUAUACAAGUGUAUUUUGCCAUUAAAGUAUGAUGUGGCGCCCUCGUGCUAUGGCAUGUCGAGUUGUCGCUGACAUGUGCAUCAAUAUGGUAUCCUCAUCAACGUCUUGUUAAUGUAACUUACGAAAUCUCGAACGACAUUAAAUUUUUUAAUGAAAGUGGUUAAAUUUG